AUUUCCCACCCAUCAAAAUCCCAACUUAAACCUAUUUAUUUCAACUAUACCUAUCCGUAACAGGUAUAUAUACGUCUCCAUGCGCGCAAUCCAGUACUCAAAUAUCAUAUAUCCUUCUAAAGUCACACUUGAAAAUGGUUGAAACACCCCGAUCCGCUUACGGCAAUGCCGGCGGUUUCUUACCGGCCGGCACCUCAUUACCUUCUCCCGCCCCUAGUACAGCAUCCAAUAAGGUAGCUGCACGCCUCCCGCGUCCGCGAUCAAAACCUCUAGCUCGGGGUUCGAGGAAAGAAGAUUAUGCAAGAAACUAUGUCUCCGAGCGACUAUUACACAUAUCGCGCCGAUACGUUAAGAAGCAUGGUAUCCCCGACCCUGCUGAUGAGGUAAACGGCUAUACGGACAUAGACGAGUUAUGCAAAGACCUCGAAGAUGUCGUUGAUGUACUUUGGUUUUCGGGUACACCCAGUCUUCAAAUCCCGUACCUCCUUAAUGUCGCACUCGCAUUUAACACGUAUCUACCAUCCUUCUCGCCAUCACCGCCGCCCACAUUUGCGCUGCUGAAGAAACUCGACCACUGUUUCGCUAGCCUCCUUGUAGGCCACGAUAUUAAAUCAGGCGUCCCUUUACCAGGGCUCCAAGGCAAUGGAAGAGGGCUUACGAAAACCGAUAUGGUGCGCUGUAAAAGUAUUGCUGAUGAGACCCGCAUGCUGGUCGCAGUGAUUAUGAGCGACGAGCCCGAUGUCGGGGCAUAUGCAGACGCAAGCGAUGAUGAUAAUGAUAUCGGGCAGCCACCUACGAGGAAAAACAUCGGCGUUUCAUUCUCUACGGGGUUAAUACAGACACCUAUUCCGUACAGCGGUAAUAGUAAUAGCAGGGUUAAGCCCAAAGAUAUUAUAGACUUUGAAAAUGACACAGACUUGGGUGACGUCGAAGAACCACGCCAUGCUAUACCUAAACGCAAAGCCAGCGCUACCGAUUUAGGCGACGAGAGGCCAGAGGAUAAGAAAAGGAUACAAGUUGAGGAAGAGGAGCCAACGCCGAAGUUUAGUGAUGCGGCGCCGGGGGCUCGGAGUCCGGUUCCGAGUCCGGUUCCGGCACUCGAUGGACCCGGUCCACAUCAACCCGACGGCAAGUUCCAUUGGAUGGUAGAUGACGAUGAAGAUUCCGAUGAGGAAACAGCCCGGAAUACAAAAGCAAGCUUCAACACUUCUACUACUCCCCCAUCAACGAUACAUAUGGCUCCCGACACUGAACAGGAUACGGGCGAGCUAAGUAUAGAGUUAGAUGAGGAAGAGGAGGAGCUGCAACUAAAUGUAGGCCAGGUAUAUGAAAAGACGUUGGUACAGCUCGGCAAAUCACUAGGCGAGCCUAUAACGUACGAUUAGCAAACUUCGCAUAUAGGUAACUAUAGUUAAAUAUAAGACGGUAUAGUUACUACAAUAUUAGGUAGUAUACCUACAUAAUUAGCGUGGCUAUAAUAUAAUAAACAAUAAGAAGUCAAGUAUAAAGCAUACCUAGGUAGU
Daldinia loculata is the source of this 1523-nucleotide messenger RNA. RefSeq lists its product as uncharacterized. Gene Ontology annotation, cellular component: transcription factor TFIIH holo complex. The transcript is spliced from 2 exons. Bases 135 to 1385 code for a protein of 416 amino acids. The record is from RefSeq and is a predicted model, not a curated record. NCBI's taxonomy places the organism in Eukaryota, Fungi, Ascomycota, Sordariomycetes, Xylariales, Hypoxylaceae.